This is a messenger RNA of Diaporthe citri, 1566 nucleotides long. RefSeq lists its product as uncharacterized. Gene Ontology annotation, biological process: Golgi to plasma membrane protein transport. Gene Ontology annotation, cellular component: trans-Golgi network. NCBI's taxonomy places the organism in Eukaryota, Fungi, Ascomycota, Sordariomycetes, Diaporthales, Diaporthaceae. The coding region runs from base 1 to 1566 and encodes 521 amino acids. The record is from RefSeq and is a predicted model, not a curated record. The transcript is spliced from 2 exons.
AUGGCGUCGCUCUUCAGCGCUCAACUCCAUCCAGGACGCGCACUGGGAUUCCUUGUUCUCGGCGCAUCUCUCCACGACAUCCUGACCCGACUCAAGGCCGAGCCCCAACGAUUCCCGAAGCUCGACCUAGUAUACUCGCCAACUGAUCCGGUCAAAGAGCCUGUCGUAGUCACGCUUCCAGCGAACGGAGUACGUUUACGUUUCGAUGGCCCUGAACAGCGCCUUCGCCUGGUCGAAGUCGUCGACUUCACAAAGAACCACAUCACCUUCAAGGACCAGAGCACAGAUCGCGACUUGGUGAAACCACCACCCGACCCUGCAACUCAUUCUCACUCGGGAGAACCUGCCACCGAGCCUACCUUCAAACACAUAUACCAGAGAUUCCUGGGUCCCACUUACGAUGGCGAGUUCAUCCCAGGUUCCGAUGGGCAAGGGAUUUACAUGCUAUCGUACCCAGGCGUAGCUUUCACGUUUCCUCUGGCACAGUCGGCCUAUUCGCCCGACAAGGAUGUCGUGACGCUACUGUCUUCUUCCACGCAAGUCGCCACGUCGAUGGCAGUCUUCAGCGGGGACUCCUGGGCCCAGUCUCGGGAGACACUGUGGACCGAGGUCCUCCCCAGUGUCAAGUCGUUCGCACCACUUGCAAAGGGCAAGGAUGUCUGUCCAGAUGAGAUAUCACUCGUUAAGAUCCAUGGAGGAGGGAAGAUACAGUUGUUCAAGAAGUGGACCAGCAGCUCUACUUGGAUAUUCCUGGGCGACACGACUCCGCAGGAGCUUGUUGCGGAACUGGGACCACCUGAUGCCAUCUACCGCAAGAACGAUCAGCGCAUGUACAUCCACAAGAUUCGCACGGCCAGCAACAGCCGGACGCGGCCAGAUGGUGAUGGUCUGCGGCGACCAGGUGAUCUGACGGACACGGACCAGUCCUCCGCGAAUACAAUGUCUGAAGACUCCAACGAUGACGAGGCAAUCGAGGAGGACUUUGCUGGCAAUGUGUCUGGCGAGUGUUUCUACAAUUACUUCUAUCUGGGUUUCGAUGUUCUUGUGUCUACACCGACGUCUCCCUCUCAGCCGCCACCAUCCCAGGACAAGUCUGGACUUCCAGAAAAGACCAUCAAGUCGGAAUCACCAGAUCGCCUGGUGGCAACCAAGCUGAUACUGCACGCCAAUGUGCCAGGCUCGUACCCAUUCAACCGGCACCGACGCUGUAGAUGGGAGAUUUCAUAUCUGGAUCAAGCCUCGCCGGAAGCACCAGUCGGCACCGAGACGCCCUUCGCCGAUAUCUCGAAACACCUGCGACAAGAAUGGCAGUCCAUCUACUCCUCGGAGGCCGAAGCCCUCCAGAAGCAGAGAGGCAUGGUACUCAACCGGGGCUGGGGCGACAGUCCUGGGAGUAGCUGCGAGCUUCUUGGGGGCUGGGAAGACAGCGGCGAUAGUACGAAUGUAGGCGUCGGUGCCAGGCGUGCUGAUGGUAGCGAGGACUCUACGACUACGUUGUACGGCUUCCCCGGUCUCGUGUUUGAGGUACUCAAGAAUGGGUACGUCAGUGCCUUGACAGUCUUUUGA